CUUAAAGAAUCCAAACCCUCAAAGCAAGUAUAAAUACAAGUUGAGUUUGUACACAGACCAUCAGUUCAACGUCUGCAAACUGAAACCAACAAUCAGCAACAUGUUCAAACUUUGCGCUUUCUUCGCUAUCCUGGCCGUCGCCUUGGCUUUACCAGCUCCCGAACCCAAGCCUAAAGCUAGCUUAGGGGCAAUAGCUUACACCGCCCCAGCAGUGGUCGCCCCCGCCGUCAGCGUCGCCGCCCCCUUGACCUACUCCAGCUACGUUGCCCCAUCCGUCUACUCUUACGGCCACUACCCCUACGGAUACUCUCCCUACGUCGUGGUGUAAACUCCGCUUUAGUAUUAACAAAAUAAAAAAUGCAUAAAUAAAACGUA
This is a messenger RNA of Anoplophora glabripennis (Asian longhorned beetle), 375 nucleotides long. Its product is annotated as neuropeptide-like 3. NCBI's taxonomy places the organism in Eukaryota, Metazoa, Arthropoda, Insecta, Coleoptera, Cerambycidae. The transcript has 2 exons. Bases 101 to 328 code for a protein of 75 amino acids. The record is from RefSeq and is a predicted model, not a curated record.